Trematosphaeria pertusa is the source of this 1578-nucleotide messenger RNA. Its product is annotated as phosphoglycerate mutase-like protein. The record is from RefSeq and is a predicted model, not a curated record. Gene Ontology annotation, molecular function: acid phosphatase activity. Lineage: Eukaryota; Fungi; Ascomycota; Dothideomycetes; Pleosporales; Trematosphaeriaceae. The coding region runs from base 1 to 1578 and encodes 525 amino acids. The transcript is spliced from 6 exons.
AUGACUGUUUGGAGCGUGACAGCACCAACUACCGUUUCUUCGAGGGUACCGGACUACUUCGACACAACAAUAGGCUGGUAUGCCGGUCCAACGCAGACGGGAGAAGCACCAUGGCUCGCGCAAACGAAUGUAGCACCAUUCACUGGAGUCUCAUACAUUCCCAACACCCCACUGGAGACCCAAGUUCCUAUCCAUGGCAACGUUGACAACCGUAACAUUUUCGAGCGCCUCGGAAACUUAAGUCCGUACUUCCCCAAUCCUCGCGGCUUUGGCGUGAAGGAGUACCCGAUGCCUCCAGGCUCCAAUGCGACAUGGGUGAACAUAGUCCAUCGCCACGGCAGCCGGUAUCCGGAAGCCGGUGGGCGAGAAAUCACUCUGGCAAAGAAGAUCAUGGAUGCGAAGGGCAGGUUCACAGCCUAUGGGCCCCUCUCUUUCCUGCAUGACUGGAGGUGGAUGGGCGGAGCCGAAAUCCUGGUCCCAGUAGGAAAGCAGCAACUCUUUGAUUCUGGGACCCUGCAUUACUAUCAGUAUGGGCACCUGUUCCCGAAUAAUGGGAGUAAGAUCAUCGCGAGGAGUACAACGCAGCGGCGUAUGCUAGAGUCUGCUGAGUAUUUUCUAGCCGGGUUCUUUGGGCUUGGCUGGACGCAGAAUGCGACCCUGGAGCUGAUCAUUGAGAGUGAUGGCUUCAACAAUACGAUGGCGGGCUAUAAGGCCUGCAAUCGUUCGAACUGGGAUAUGACGGGCAAGCUUGCGCACGAAUGGGCGGGCGUCUAUCUCGCAGACGCUCAUGAGCGUAUCAAGGCGAAUCUGUCGGGAAACCUGGAUUGGACUCUUGAGGAUACCUAUAACGCUCAAGCACUUUGCGCCUAUGAAACGGUCGGCCUCGGCUUUUCCCACUGGUGUGGGCUCUUCACCUAUGAAGAAUGGGAAGGAUUUGAGUAUUCGCUUGAUAUUGGCUUUGCUGUAGGCUCAGGCUUCCAGUCGCCCGUUGGCCGAGCCAUCGGAAUAGGCUACGUCCAAGAAGUGCUCGCCCGAAUGCAACACCACCUACUCACCGAUCCAGCCGCUCAGAUCAACAUUACGCUCGACAACAACACAAUAACCUUCCCUGUCGACCAAGCUCUAAACCUAGACUUCAGCCACGACAGCAAUAUCAUCAGCAUCCUCACCGCUUUCGGUCUCACCCAAUUCAACACCUUCCUUCCCACCACGCACAUCCUGCACGACCGUGAAUUCGUCCUCUCGCAUGUAGAACCUUUCGCCGGGCGCUUGGACAUUGAAAUCAUCAAAGCACCCGCGCCCGUAAAUGCUAGCCGAUCUGUCUCCCAGCCAGAGAUCUAUGUAGACGGUCCGCCGACCAGCUACGUGCAUUUUGUGCUGAAUCAGCGGACGAUACCGCUGGGAAAGAGUCUAGAGGAGUGUGGGGACAGGGAUGAUGGGUGGUGCGAGAUGCAGACGUUCUUGGAGGUGCAGAAGAAGCAGAUUGAGCUGGCGGAUUAUGAGUAUGCUUGCUUCGGGGAUUAUGAUGCUGGGGAGUACGGGGACGUUACGGAUGGAAGGCCGCCAGACAGGAAAUAA